GACCGCGAGCGAGGCGGAAGUGCGGUCUCCUCAGGGCGGCUGUCUCUGGGCGGGCAGAGAGAGGCUCCCGAGGCGGGGGCCGGGCCGGGAUGGCGGCAGCGGCAGCCGGCGCUGGGGCCGGGACGGCCCAGGAGAAGCAGUUUCCGCCGGCGCUGCUGAGUUUCUUCAUCUACAACCCGCGCUUCGGGCCGCGCGAGGGCGAGGAGGAAAAUAAAAUUUUGUUUUACCAUCCAAAUGAAGUAGAAAAGAAUGAGAAAAUCAGAAAUGUUGGAUUAUGUGAAGCAAUUGUACAGUUUACAAGGACAUUUAGCCCAUCAAAACCUGCGAAGUCUUUACAUACACAGAAGAAUAGACAGUUCUUCAAUGAGCCAGAAGAGAAUUUCUGGAUGGUCAUGGUUGUUCGGAAUCCUAUAAUUGAAAAGCAAACUAAAGAUGGAAAACCAAUUGUUGAAUACCAAGAGGAGGAGUUGUUGGACAAGGUUUAUAGUUCAGUGCUACAACAGUGCUACAGCAUGUACAAGCUUUUUAAUGGUACAUUUCUGAGAGCCAUGGAAGAUGGAGGUGUCAAGCUCCUAAAAGAAAGAUUAGAGAAAUUCUUCCAUCGGUACUUGCAAACGUUGCAUUUGCAGUCAUGUGAUCUCCUUGACAUUUUUGGUGGAAUCAGCUUCUUCCCAUUGGAUAAAAUGACUUAUUUGAAAAUCCAGUCCUUUAUUAAUAGAAUGGAGGAAAGCCUGAGUAUAGUCAAAUACACUGCCUUUCUCUAUAACGAUCAACUAAUCUGGAGUGGGUUAGAACAAGACGACAUGAGAAUUUUAUACAAAUACCUCACCACAUCUCUGUUUCCAAGGCAUAUCGAGCCUGAGUUGGCGGGAAGGGAUUCUCCAAUAAGGGCGGAGAUGCCAGGAAAUCUUCAACAUUAUGGAAGAUUUCUUACGGGACCCUUGAACCUUAAUGAUCCAGAAGCAAAAUGCAGAUUCCCCAAAAUUUUUGUAAACACAGAUGACACUUACGAAGCACUGCAUUUAAUUGUCUAUAAGGCCAUGAGUGCAGCUGUGUGCUUUAUGAUUGAUGCCUCUGUACAGCCCACGUUGGAUUUUUGCCGAAGACUGGACAGCAUUGUUGGGCCCCAGCUCACAGUGCUGGCAUCUGACAUUUGUGAGCAGUUUAACAUCAACAAAAGAAUGUCUGGGUCUGAAAAAGAACCCCAGUUUAAGUUUAUCUACUUCAACCAUAUGAAUUUAGCCGAGAAGAGUACAAUUCACAUGAGGAAAACACCUAGUGUAUCACUUACAUCUGUGCAUCCGGAUUUAAUGAAGAUUCUGGGCGACAUCAACAGUGAUUUUACUAGAGUGGAUGAGGACGAAGAAGUCAUUGUGAAGGCGAUGAGCGAUUACUGGGUUGUCGGGAAGAAGUCUGACCAGCGGGAGCUGUAUGUCAUUCUGAAUCAAAAAAACGCAAACCUGAUUGAAGUCAACGAAGAGGUAAAGAAACUCUGUGCAACACAGUUCAAUAACAUAUUCUUCUUGGAUUGACCCAUAAUGGCUCGCCGGAACAUCUUUUCAAAAAAACAACUCAGCAGGCAUUUUGUUUACCACUGCAGGUUCUCGGUCAUAUUACUGACUGAAUUAAUGACAAUAGUAAAGCAAUACUUGCUUUGAAGAAUCAAAUUUCUACUCAGUCUGAUGAUCCGCUGGGGUUUUUAGAUUUUAAAUAUUUAUGUGGAAAUAAUUAAAGGUAGUCGGCUACAUCUCUUUCAUUCCAUUCUUUUGACAUUAUGUGAAUAUUUUACUGGAAAAUAAGACGAAUAAAUUGUUAAGGUUUUUAAAA
Lutra lutra (Eurasian river otter) is the source of this 1827-nucleotide messenger RNA. It is a transcript of the gene CCZ1, whose product is annotated as CCZ1 homolog, vacuolar protein trafficking and biogenesis associated. The transcript is spliced from 15 exons. Gene Ontology annotation, biological process: vesicle-mediated transport. NCBI's taxonomy places the organism in Eukaryota, Metazoa, Chordata, Mammalia, Carnivora, Mustelidae. The record is from RefSeq and is a predicted model, not a curated record. Gene Ontology annotation, cellular component: Mon1-Ccz1 complex; intracellular membrane-bounded organelle. Bases 90 to 1532 code for a protein of 480 amino acids.